Molecule: messenger RNA, 955 nt
Organism: Tympanuchus pallidicinctus (lesser prairie-chicken)
Lineage: Eukaryota; Metazoa; Chordata; Aves; Galliformes; Phasianidae
Product: homeobox protein CDX-1-like
Exons: 3
Coding region: 116-955 (279 amino acids)
Biological process (GO): animal organ morphogenesis; regulation of transcription by RNA polymerase II; anterior/posterior axis specification
Cellular component (GO): nucleus
Molecular function (GO): RNA polymerase II transcription regulatory region sequence-specific DNA binding; DNA-binding transcription factor activity, RNA polymerase II-specific
Source: RefSeq, a predicted model, not a curated record
UUAUAGAGCCGGUCAGAGCUAGAAAAGAGAGAGAAAGAAAGAGGAGGGGAAGAGAUCAAACAAACAGUGUGAGGAGCAGGAUGUCCCAGCAAGACAAAGCCAGGCUGUGAGCACCAUGUACGUGAGUUACCUUUUGGAUAAAGAGACCAGCAUGUAUCCAGGACCCGCAAGGUGCAGCAACAACAACCUGCCAGUGCAGAACUUUGUGCCCGCUCCCCCCUACUCAGACUACAUGGGGUACCACCACGUGCCAGCUCCAGACGGCCACGGACAGCCCGCGGGAGCCUGGGGACCCCACUACGGCCCCCAGAGGGAGGACUGGAACGCUUACGGCCCGUGCCCGGGGCCCUCCGGCACGGCUGCUGCCGCGCAGCUCAGCGCCUCGUCUCCUGGGCAGGGCUCCUACAGCCCAGCUGAGUACAGCUCCCUGCAUCCCGCCGCAGCCGGGGGGUUACCUCCUGCAGGUACCGGUGGCACACAGCAGGGCUCCCCCACCAGCCAAAGGCACAGCUCUUACGAAUGGAUGAGGAAAACGGUGCAAUCCACUUCCACAGGUAAAACAAGAACAAGAGAGAAGUACCGAGUGGUUUACACAGAUCAUCAGAGAUUAGAAUUAGAGAAGGAAUUUCAUUACAACAGAUACAUUACAAUCAGGAGGAAGUCUGAACUUGCUGCAAACCUAAGACUUUCCGAGAGACAGGUGAAAAUCUGGUUCCAGAACCGCAGAGCCAAGGAAAGAAAAUUAAUGAAGAAGAAAAUGACUCAUUUUGAUGGCAGCAAUCUUGGCUCUAUGCAGAGUGACUCUGGCUCAGUGAGCCCAAUGCCAGCUCCUGACCAACAGACUCACUCCGAAAUGCCCAGCUCUUUGUUCCCUCCUCCACCUCCUCCAGCUCCGCUUGCGAUGAACGGCCUGCAGCACUCUGGGAACCUGCAGCAGGUGGUGGCCUCUCAGUAA